CCCUGACGUAAACAUUGUCGGUGCCGAUAUAAGAUGGGUGACCGCUCUCAGCCAAUGUACAGAGCUGGAUAGAUAUCCGCCCGCUGAGGACGGAGACCGCUCGUCGAACACCACCAGGUUCAGCAUGCGCGCGUGCCAAGUAGUCGUGGUGGCCCUACUGGCUUCGGUAGCGGCCGUUCACGCCGAAUCCAUUGAUCCCAGCAAGCUACCCGCUAGCUUGGCCAAGCCGUACGCCAUCUUUUUGGCGUCCGGGGCGGCCACCUCGUCGACCACAUUCACGCUCGAGCAUACGCGCAUCACCAUCACCAAGAACAAUGCGGCCAAGUCUUCCUCGCUGGCGGCGAGGCCGCGUGGUGUCCGCUUCGUGGUCACAGACGCGGCUGCCAAGGGCUUAGUCUGUGUGCCCAAGGGCAGCCUGAAAGCCUCCGGCUCCGGCGGGGCGGGCGGCGCUGAGAUCAUUGCCGGAGCCGGUGAGGCCCAGAAGGCCGAUAUCACCAUCGGCCAAGGCAAGGGCAUCACGGCCACAAUCAACAGCGGCAUCUCCACAUCGGCCUCCGCCUCCGGUGGCGGCGCCGCCUCGGCCGCCUCCUCCGUCGGUGGUGCCGCUUCAGCCGCCGCCUCCGGCGGUGGCGCCGCCUCGGCCGCCUCCUCCGGCGGUGGCGCCGCCUCUGCCGCCUCGGGUGACCGCGCCGCCUCCUCGGCCGCCUCGGGCGAGGGCGGCGCGUCGGCGGCGUCCAGCUCCGGCGACAGCAGCUCGGCCUCCACCUCGGGCCAUGCCGAGGCCGCGGCGGCCGGUGGCGACUCGAGCGUGCACGCCUCCAGCGCCGAAGGCGGUCUGGACGUGUCUGUGAGUGGCGAAGGCGCUCAGGCGUCCGCUUCUGACGGUGAUCGCACCAUCACGGCCGGUGGCAGCGACCGUAUCGUCAUCGACGAGCGCUUCUGCGAGUGCGUGCCAGCCUAUCUCUGCGACGAAGAGGGAUACAUCAACACCUUCGGCAGCGGCAUCAUCGACAUCCGCUCCUUCACCAACAAGAGGGUGCGCAACUACCUCUCCAAGUGCAAGCCGGACGAGACGUGCUGCCGUCACCGCGACAACGAGCCCAUCGGGUGGCUUCCGAGCGGCUGCGGCACGCGCUCUCCCGUCCGGCUGGACCGGCGCAUUGUUGGCGGAGAGGCGUCAGCGAUCGGGAGAUACCCGUGGAUGGUGGCCAUCCUGAAGGCGACGACCGGAGACCCCGAGUACCUGUGCGGCGGCUCUCUGAUCGCCGAGGACGUGGUGCUGACCGGCGCCCACUGCGUCGAGGCGCACCAAGGCCAGCAGCUGAUCGCCCGCGUCGGCGAGUGGGACACCUCCAAGCCGGACACCCUCUACCCGCACCAGGACAUCCCCGUCUCCAAGGUGAUCACGCACGAGGCGUUCAACGACAAGACGCUGUUCAACGACGUGGCGCUGCUGAAGCUGAGUCACCCGGCGGAAAUCUCGCAGCACGUGAACACCAUCUGCCUGCCCGUGGGUGCCGCCAUCGACUUGAAGGACUGCGUCGCCAACGGCUGGGGCAAGGAGUCGUUCGCCAACAGCCAGUACACCAACAUCCUGAAAGAGGUACCGCUGAGCGUGGUGGACAGCGGCACCUGUCAGAAGGAGCUGCGCACGACCAAGCUGGGCCGCUGGUUCAAGCUGCACGACUCGUUCUUGUGCGCCGGCGGCGAGAAGGGCAUCGACACGUGCAAGGGCGACGGCGGCUCGCCGCUCGUGUGCCGCGUGGCCGACGCGACGGAAGAAGAGACCUUCGUACAGGUCGGCAUUGUCGCCUGGGGUAUCGGCUGCGGCCAAGAGAACAUCCCGGGCGUGUACGCCGACGUGGACAAGCUGCUGCCCUGGAUCCAGGCCAACCUGCCCAAGCUCAGCGAGGACCUUACCGUCGGCUACCCCUGAGUGGGCGGCCGGCGCCCAUCCUGAGCCUGCCCUCCGCUGUGAUAAGAGGCCAGCAGGCGAGCGGUGGACAGCGGGCUGUGUUUACGGACCGUCGGCCUGGUCUGCGCGGGACGGGGCCGCGGUCGACAGAGAACCGACGCCAUCUCGCCACUGGCCGCGCUCCUCCAAUAAACAUAUCUGGCAGAUC
This is a messenger RNA of Pollicipes pollicipes, 2123 nucleotides long. Its product is annotated as phenoloxidase-activating factor 2. Lineage: Eukaryota; Metazoa; Arthropoda; Thecostraca; Pollicipedomorpha; Pollicipedidae. The record is from RefSeq and is a predicted model, not a curated record. Bases 125 to 1936 code for a protein of 603 amino acids. The transcript is spliced from 6 exons. Gene Ontology annotation, biological process: proteolysis. Gene Ontology annotation, molecular function: serine-type endopeptidase activity.